Recurvomyces mirabilis is the source of this 966-nucleotide messenger RNA. RefSeq lists its product as uncharacterized. NCBI's taxonomy places the organism in Eukaryota, Fungi, Ascomycota, Dothideomycetes, Mycosphaerellales, Teratosphaeriaceae. The record is from RefSeq and is a predicted model, not a curated record. The coding region runs from base 1 to 966 and encodes 321 amino acids. The transcript has 3 exons.
AUGGCACUAAUGACAUUGAUCCAAAGUGUCAAUUUUCAAGUACCGUUCGGCCGAUGGCAUUUUGUCCCUAGCCUUGUGAAACAUCUUUGCCAGAAUACCUUGACGGCGCAAUGGACGAAGAAGCUACCAAUCAUACAGAGGCAAACACCGGCUGAACUCGCUGCAAACGCCAUCCUCGACGCUCUCAACACCAUCGAAGACAUCGACUCUGCUCAAUGGACCAUUAUUGACUUCUGCUCUGGCGGUGGUGGACCGAUUCCAGUCAUCGAAAGACAUAUCAACCGCCACCGGAAGCUCGAGGGCAAACAGCCAAUUCAAUUUCGCCUCUCAGACAUCGUCCCAAACCUCGAUGCGUGGAUGGCUCAUGCUUCGCGCUCCGACAAUCUCUCCUUCGUGCCUCAGCCCGUGGAUGCGAGCUUCCCUCCUUUUAGUGUCAUUAGUACUACAACACCCGGGGACAAGCAAGCAGCCGCAGACCAGGGCCUUGUCUCGAAUGGUAGCAAAGUGUUCCGCCUCUUCUGCUUGUCGUUCCAUCAUUUCGAUGAUGAGCAGGCAAAACGGGUCAUCAAGAGUACGCUGGAGACUAGCGACGCAUUUGCUAUCAUUGAACUACAAGACCGAUGUGUAGGCAGUCUGGCUUUAAUGCUACUGGAGUACUGGUUACUGUUCAUCAUCUCUGCUCUGUGGUUCUGGCACAACCGACUACAUCUGCUGCUCACAUACUGCAUCCCGGUACUGCCAGCUAUACAUUGCUUCGAUGGAUUCGUCAGUUGUCUUCGAACACGGACAUUCGCAGAAACCAUGCAUCUUGUGGAGGAUGUUCAAGGUGGCAAGGCUGCUGUUAGGGAAGACAGUCAGGGUCGUCUGCGACGAGGCCAUUGGGUUUUCUCGCAUAGUCGUUCAUUGCAUACAUGGCCGGUAGGCUACAUGGACUUCACUUUUGGGAAGAAGAUUGAGGGCAAGUAG